Molecule: messenger RNA, 1426 nt
Organism: Erythranthe guttata (spotted monkey flower)
Lineage: Eukaryota; Viridiplantae; Streptophyta; Magnoliopsida; Lamiales; Phrymaceae
Source: RefSeq, a predicted model, not a curated record
UUCAUAUUUAUUUCCUAAAACCCCUAAUCCGCCUCAGCCUUCUUAAACCAACUACGCCGGCUCGCAUCAACACCGCCGCCGUUUCCGGCCGUCUGACGUCCUCCGCAAAUCCCCUAUUUAACUGAAAUCACGCCUUUCAGGAUUCAUCGGCUGAGUUUUUGAUUUGAAGUUCAACGCCACCUUUGAAUCCGACCACGAGGCCAAGUGUGAGAAUCAUAAGAAUGUAAUUGAUUUCCGGGGGGUAGACUUGGCCUUGAUGCUUGGAAGAUGUAUGAAUUAUGUUAACUCUUGGAAAGCAAUCUAGAGAGAAAGACUGUUUUACGAUCGAAAAGCUAGCAGAGAUCAUAGAUUGGCUCGAAACGACUGCAGCUAGUGUAGAAGUAAAGAACAUAGGCCAGUAUACUUUAUCUGGAAUCGAGCUGUAGUAAGCAUCUGUGAUCUUUUCUGGGUUCUUUGUCAGAUAAGCUGUUUCGCCAGCGUAUCGUUUUCUAUGGAACAGAUAAUGCCAGCAAGAUGGAAAGGAAAAGCAGCCGAAGCAAAAGCCCUAGCGGAACCCAUGUCCACAAUAGUUUAUCGGCUCCAAUCCUCUUUGAUCGAAUCCAAUUCUCAAGGAAUCCUUUCAGGGAGCAGCGUUCUUCUUGCAGCACACGAAGAACAAACGGAGCUUUUCAACCACGCAUGUUUCGGCCGUCCCGUUAUCACCACAGAGAAGAACAAGCAGUGGUUUCAACUAUGCCUCGAGGAAGCUUUUUACCUCUGCACCGUAAUGAAAUGCAUCAAGAUUGUAGGUCAAAAUAAUUGCGUAAAAAAUGAGGAAGAGCUGUGGGAUUACAUGUCGUCCAAGAGAGUGAAUUUCCCGAUUCUAUACAAAGCGUAUUCGCAUCUUCGUACGAAGAACUGGGUGGUUAGAGCGGGGUCUCAGUACGGUGUUGACUUUGUUGCUUACCGGCACCACCCAGCUUUAGUGCACUCUGAGUACGCGGUUAUUGCCACGUCCGAUGAAGAUGGGAAUGGAAAUCGGCGUUUGAAGGUUUGGUCUGAUUUUCAUUGCACUCUUCGUCUCUGUGGCAGUGUUGCAAAAACUUUGUUGGUUCUCCACAUCAGCAGAAACUGUAACGAUUGUGACGGUGCUAGUUCUUCUCCUUGGAGUAUUAAUUAUUACAGCGUCGAGGAGAGAAUCGUUGCCAGGUGGAAUCCCGAGCAAAGCCGGGAGAAUUGUACGGUUGCAGAGAAGGAACCGUGUAAGUCAUGAGCUUAACUUAACUCUUGUUUAUUGUACAAGUUACUAUGUUGUUGUAAGAUUUCACCAUCUUAUAUAAAUAAGAUAUUGCUGCAGAAAUAGGGCUGCUGAUUUUGGGCAGGAAUCUGCUGCAUGUGCUGCAUGCACUGUAUCUAAGUAAAAGAUUUACCAGUACUUCUUUCAUAA